Amphibalanus amphitrite is the source of this 1112-nucleotide messenger RNA. Its product is annotated as ethanolamine-phosphate cytidylyltransferase-like. Bases 13 to 1083 code for a protein of 356 amino acids. The transcript has 10 exons. The record is from RefSeq and is a predicted model, not a curated record. Gene Ontology annotation, biological process: phosphatidylethanolamine biosynthetic process. Lineage: Eukaryota; Metazoa; Arthropoda; Thecostraca; Balanomorpha; Balanidae. Gene Ontology annotation, cellular component: cytoplasm. Gene Ontology annotation, molecular function: ethanolamine-phosphate cytidylyltransferase activity.
CGCAGCUACAACAUGGUGCACUUUGGUCACGCCAACUCGUUACGUCAGGCCAAAGCCAUGGGCGACUACCUGAUGGUGGGGGUGCACAGUGACGCCGAGGUCACUGAGCACAAGGGGCCGCCCGUGUUCACCGAGGAGGAACGGUACAAAAUGGUGCGCGCCAUCAAAUGGGUCGACGAGGUAGUGGAAGCGGCCCCUUAUGUUACCACACUGGAGACUUUGGACAAGUACGGGUGUGACUUCUGCGUGCACGGAGAUGAUAUUACGAUGACGGCCGAGGGAGUCGAUACCUACCAUAUCGUCAAGGCAGCCAAUCGAUACAAAGAGUGUCAGCGUACACGGGGUGUCUCCACCACCGACCUGGUCGGACGGAUGCUGCUCAUGACCCGGACCCACUUCAAGACUGGUAAGGACGAGUACUCUGUUGACCUGCCGCCGGAGCCGUCCCUGGAGCACGGCGCCACGGCACACAGCCCGUGGACGGGCGUCACUCAGUUCCUGCCCACCACGCGGCAGCUGAUCCAGUUCUCAUCCGGACGGGCGCCCAAGCCCGGUGACCGUGUGGUGUACGUGGCCGGCGCGUUUGACCUGUUCCACGUCGGUCACCUGGACUUUUUGGAGAAGGCGGCGGCCGAGGGCGACUUUCUGAUCGUUGGACUCCACACGGACCCCAUUGUGAACCGCUACAAGGGCUACAACUACCCGAUCAUGAACCUGCACGAGCGGACGCUCUCUGUUCUGGCGUGCCGCUACGUGGGUGAGGUGGUGAUCGGCGCCCCGUACGCGGUCACCGCCGAGCUGAUGGACCAUUUCCGGGUGGAUGUGGUGUGUCACGGCCACACGCCCGUGGCGGAGGAUGUCGACGGAUCAGAUCCCUACUUGGAACCCAAGAGACGCGGCAAGUUCAAAUCUCUCGUGUCUGGAAAUGACAUGACCACGCAGAAGAUAGUGGAGAGAAUCAUCGAGCACAGGAUGGAGUUCAUGCUACGAAACCAGAAGAAGGAAAAGAAGGAGCUGGCGGCCUACGAGGCGUUCGAAAAGUCUAAACAGACGGAGCGAGCGGACCACGCGGGUGACCAGUGAUGGAGCCUGGGGGGUGGGGUGGAUCGGAG